AUGAGUGAAAGUGCUAAAUUUCAUUACGUUAAGACUAUGAAGAGUGGUUUCUUAGUGGUUCCAUUCAAAUUACCAAAACAUAGAGCAUUGAAGAAAGAUGCCGGUUUGAAUAAUAACUCGUUCCAUUACGUUUACAUAAAAAAACAUGUCAAUAAAGAUAACGAGGAAGAGAAAAACUGUUUAUUUGCUAUCAAUCUACCGAUUUUAAGUAACACUGAAUUUAUCAAGAAAGUGUUUAAUGACAUUUGUAGUAAGAACGACACCAUUGCAUAUAUAGAGAAACUUUUGCAAUACGAUGAGUUUGGGUUGGAGGAAAUCGAUUUGUCAAGUUUGACCUCCGAUUUAAUGAGCAAUAAGUCAAGUGAAGAUGAACAGGCUAAGAUGAAUGAAAACAGGUAUACUCCAAGAAACACUUGUUUGAUAAAGUUUGUCGAUGAAUCUAGUUUGGAGAAUUGUUACAGUUCAAUUAAGAAAUACUGUGAUUUAAUACAGAAGAAGAAAGAGAAAGCAAACUUUAUUGAAUGGGAAUACGUCUCGCCAAGCAUUACUACUUUUAUUAAUUUCUACAAACCUAUUGACAUUGAUUAUCUGAAAGAAGAUAUUAGUUUACACAUGAAAAUAUUCGAAGAAAGAGAAAAUACUGCAAGGGAAGAAGCUCAAAGUUCCAUUGUCGAUGAAGAUGGGUUCACUUUGGUCGUUGGUAAGAACACAAAAAGUUUGAACUCUAUAAAGAAGAAGAUAUUGAACAAGAACCCACUAUUGAAACAUAAGACAAAGGCCAAACAAGGAAACAGUAUGGUCGACAAGAAAGUAAAGCAAGAUUUCUAUAGAUUCCAAGUCAGAGAAAGAAAGAAACAAGAAAUCAAUGAACUUCUAAGUAAGUUCAAAGAUGAUCAAGAAAGAAUUAAAGUCAUGAAAGCCAAGAAAAAAUUCAAUCCAUACAAUAACAGUUUAUAG
Messenger RNA from Tetrapisispora phaffii CBS 4417, 957 nucleotides. It is a transcript of the gene RRP7, whose product is annotated as Rrp7p. The record is from RefSeq and is a predicted model, not a curated record. Lineage: Eukaryota; Fungi; Ascomycota; Saccharomycetes; Saccharomycetales; Saccharomycetaceae. Gene Ontology annotation, biological process: rRNA processing; ribosomal small subunit assembly. Bases 1 to 957 code for a protein of 318 amino acids. Gene Ontology annotation, cellular component: CURI complex; UTP-C complex. The transcript has a single exon.